Messenger RNA from Cydia fagiglandana, 2440 nucleotides. Its product is annotated as isocitrate dehydrogenase [NADP] cytoplasmic-like. Bases 240 to 1547 code for a protein of 435 amino acids. The transcript has 10 exons. Gene Ontology annotation, biological process: isocitrate metabolic process; NADP+ metabolic process. Lineage: Eukaryota; Metazoa; Arthropoda; Insecta; Lepidoptera; Tortricidae. Gene Ontology annotation, molecular function: NAD binding; isocitrate dehydrogenase (NADP+) activity; magnesium ion binding. Gene Ontology annotation, cellular component: mitochondrion. The record is from RefSeq and is a predicted model, not a curated record.
UAACAAUCAGCAACUCAACUUUAGACUUUAAUUUUAUCUGGUUCGGUUGUACCAAUUAAAUAAACGACGAGCACGCAUUGCUGUUCAUUCAUUCUUCACUUAGUGCCAUUUCUAAUCGGCGGCGGUAAUACGUCAGUAAAAAAAUUUGGGUCGUUCGUCCUGCCGAGACGUGCACGAGUUAUUAAUUCGUACCGGCUCACGCCACAUACUGCCUGCACCCGUUUUAGAGGACAAAAGAAAUGGCCAGUAACAACAGCAAACGAUUAUUUAAAUUCGUGUCGGAACACAUUACACAUUCCUCCAGAAAUUAUGGAACUGCUAAACGGGUGGUGGCAGCCAAACCUGUUGUGGAGAUGGAUGGAGAUGAGAUGACCAGAAUUAUUUGGGCUAUGAUCAAAGAAAAGCUUAUAUUUCCCUAUGUGAAGCUGGACUGCCUGUACUACGACCUGGGGCUGCCGCACCGCGACGCCACCGACGACCAGGUGACCGUGGACGCCGCCCACGCCAUCCUCAAGCACAACGUCGGGAUCAAGUGCGCCACCAUCACCCCUGAUGAACAGAGAGUUGAAGAGUUCAAGCUUAAGAAGAUGUGGCUGAGCCCGAACGGCACGAUCCGUAACAUCCUGGGCGGCACGGUGUUCCGCGAGCCCAUCCUGUGCGCCAGCAUCCCGCGCCUGGUGCCCGGCUGGACCAAGCCCAUCGUCAUCGGGCGCCACGCGCACGGCGACCAGUACAAGGCCCAGGACUUUGUGGUGCCCAAACCUGGAAAGGUGGAAUUGGUGUACACUACGGCCGACGGCACGGUAGACAGGCGCCUGCUGUUCGACUUCAAGGUGCCCGGGGUCGCGCUCGGCAUGUACAACACCGACGAAUCCAUUCGCGCGUUCGCACAUUCCAGCUUUCAGGUGGCGCUACAAAAGAAAUGGCCGCUGUAUUUGUCUACUAAGAACACAAUUCUCAAGCGAUAUGACGGUCGUUUUAAGGACAUUUUCGAAGAGGUCUACCAGAGCGACUAUAAGAAGCAGUUCGAAGAGGCCAAGAUCUGGUACGAGCACCGGCUGAUCGACGACAUGGUGGCGCAGGUCGUCAAGAGCAGCGGCGGCUUUGUGUGGGCCUGCAAGAACUACGACGGCGACGUGCAGUCCGACAUCGUCGCACAGGGCUACGGAUCCCUGGGCAUGAUGACGUCAGUGUUGAUGUGCCCCGACGGCAAGACGGUGGAGUCGGAGGCGGCGCACGGCACGGUGACGCGCCACUACCGCAUGCACCAGCAGGGCAAGCCCACCUCCACCAACCCCGUGGCCUCCAUCUACGCGUGGACCCGAGGGCUCAUCCACCGCGCCAAGCUCGACAACACGCCCGAUUUGGCCAAAUUCGCGCUCUCUCUGGAAGAGGCUUGCGUGGAGUGCAUCGACAGUGGCAAGAUGACUAAGGACCUGGUGAUUUGUAUCCACGGCAUGGACAACACCAAGGAGGGUAUGUUCUUGCACACUGAAGACUUCCUGCUAGCUAUCGCCGACCAGCUGGAGCGCAAGCUUUCUAAGUAAACGAGCACCUCGUUUCCAUUCUCGAGGAAACUUACAAUCAUUAUCUAUUUCAAGGGCCAGAAAUAGGCUUACUACGCCUUUCUGUACAUGUUUGUUAAGGAGUUGGAAGACUUUUUGCGAAGCCAAAGCGUACGCAGCUUAUUCUACUUAGAAAUGAGACUGAUUGUAUUUCCAGGGGUUUUUAACAGUCCAGUUUAUAUAUUUUUAGUUACUAGGUACUUAUAUUUAUGAAAGUGCUACAAUUUUUUCUAAAUGCAUUGCUACUUUUGAUAACAAUGAGAUUUUAUUAGGUUUAUUCGAUAUUUUAGAAAUUAAGUAUAUCCAGUGAUUUAAUGUAGCUGCAUAGCAGUAAACAUUAGUAAGCAUGUCCAAUGGCAACAUUGUUAUGUACGUGUAUAUUACUCGUAAUUCGUAUGUGAAUGUUUGAUCUUGAGCUCAAAACGUAGUUAAUGUCUACCUUACGGAAUAAUUGAUAAGGUCCUAAAAGGAAAGUGUGCCACAAAGUACCACAGACGCUGGACAAAAAAUUGGAUAGAAAUAAAAUCAUUUAAGAUCAAAAGUAGCCAAGUCAGUAUUAAAAUAAAUCUUUAUAAUUUUCGAUAAUAAACUCGCAAAGUGCCUUAUUAGUUUAAAAAUAAAAAAUAUUAUGUUUACUUGUACAAAUCUUUGCAUGUAGCAACUUAUGUAUUAGAUAUGAACCAUAUUUAAAGUAUCAGCGCCUGCAAACGGCAUAAAAUAUAUGUGUGACCGCAUUCUAAAAAUGGUUUAUUUCUACGCUGAUGAGUUUUUAUACUUACAAGGAUAAUUCAAGCAGACUACUUAAAAUAAUUUUAUUAGUAAUUCUUUUUGUUGUAUCUCCAAUCAUGAAUUAAUUAAAUAUACAUAUAUUUCUA